Messenger RNA from Nycticebus coucang (slow loris), 1785 nucleotides. RefSeq names its product leucine zipper and EF-hand containing transmembrane protein 2 (gene LETM2). The record is from RefSeq and is a predicted model, not a curated record. Gene Ontology annotation, cellular component: mitochondrial inner membrane. The transcript is spliced from 11 exons. Lineage: Eukaryota; Metazoa; Chordata; Mammalia; Primates; Lorisidae. Gene Ontology annotation, biological process: intracellular monoatomic cation homeostasis. The coding region runs from base 56 to 1522 and encodes 488 amino acids. Gene Ontology annotation, molecular function: ribosome binding.
GCGGCCGUUCCUGGGAGUCCGGCCGCGGAGGCCCCUAGUUGAGUCAACAAUAAAUAUGGCUUUCUACAGUUAUAAUUCAGUCUUAGUUAUUGCUGGAACAAGAUUCCCUAGCCAUUUCUUCCAUCCUACCUGCUCUACAUCAUUUGCAUUUCUUCACUUGCCAGAUUCCCAUUUAAAUAAGACAUCUAGGAAGAGCUAUGGAAGCAAGAGGUGCUCCUACCCUCCUCAGUCAGGCAAUAAAACAGUUCACUUGCGAACUAGACCAAUACAAAAGCUACACACAUCAACUUGCUGGCUACGAGAGGUUCCUAGUAAACCUCAGCUGGAGCAAACCACAGAAAAGCUACAAGCGAAAAACUCUCAGCCCACAAAAGAAACUAGCACAAAGAUUAAAGAAGGAAAGCGAUCUUAUAGACAAAAAAUUGUGGAUGAACUUAAAUAUUAUUACAAAGGAUUCAACUUACUUUGGAUUGACACCAAAGUUGCUGUCAGAAUGGUUUGGAGGCUGUUGCAUGGACAGGUGCUGACCAGACGAGAGAGACGAAGGCUGUUGAGAACUUGUGCUGAUUUCUUCCGCCUGGUUCCAUUCAUGGUGUUCAUAAUUGUGCCCUUCAUGGAAUUCUUAUUACCAGUGUUUGUGAAACUCUUCCCUGAGAUGUUGCCAUCGACUUUUGAAAGGGAAUCCAAAAAGGAAGAAAAACAGAAAAAGAAAAUGGCUGCAAAGUUGGAAAUAGCAAAAUUUCUUCAAGAAACAAUUACAGAAAUGGCAAGGAGGAGCAGAGCCAAGCUGGGAGAUGUUUCUACACAACUGUCAUCCUAUGUCAAACAGGUCCAAACAGGCCACAAGCCCAGCACAAAAGAGAUAGUUCGGUUUUCCAAAGUAUUUGAGGACCAGCUAGCCCUGGAACACUUAGAUCGACCUCAGCUGGUUGCCCUUUGCAAACUGCUAGAACUGCAGACUUUUGGAACUAACAAUUUGCUCCGCUUUCAGCUCCUAAUGAAACUGAAGUCCAUAAAAGCAGAUGAUCAAAUAAUUGCCAAAGAAGGGGUGAGGACUUUGAGUGUGUCAGAACUACAGGCUGCCUGUCGGGCCCGAGGGAUGAGAUCACUGGGUCUAACCGAGGAGCAACUGCGACAACAGCUCACAGAGUGGCAAGACCUCCACCUGAAGGAGAAUGUCCCUCCAUCCCUUUUGCUCCUGUCACGCACCUUCUACCUGAUAGAUGUGAAGCCAAAGCCGAUUGAGAUCCCACUGAGUGGGGAGGCUCCAAAGACAGAUAUUUCUGUGGAAUCACCUGUUUCCCCCAAAUCUAAAGAAAACCUGGUGGAUUUCGCACCUCAGCUGAAGGGAACUAAGGAUGAAAACUUCAUAUCAUCACAACCAGUUAUACCAUCACCUAUAAAACCAUCAAAGCCUAUUUCAUUACCUAAAGGAUCCAUUGCUUCUUCUAAAGAAGCUACACUCCAGGCCAAAUCACAAAAGACAUCCCAGAACAGCAAGUCUAGUUCAAAAGGAGCAUGAGGACUACUUGAGGACAGAGCUCACUCUCUCCAGCCUCCGGCCCUAAGCAGUCCGACCUUCCAGCUAGGACUAUUUGGCUUGAGCUAGAGGAUCGAUCAGCUAUGUAGUCCUUGGGGCUAGUCCUUUGAAGCUUUGUACCAACUAUUGCAAGUGAUGUCAGCAGUGAGGCCAAGUUCAGACCAUUUAGAGAACCAGAACUGCAAAGUCCAUUUCUUUGUACCAUUUUGUCAUUCCACCAAACUUUGUUCAAAGCCCACCCUCCA